AUGAAGUACAUUUUUAUUUUUGUCCUCUUUACUGGUGCAUUUUCCUUUGACUAUACAGAUGAGCAGAAUGAUGAUCCUGCACCCUACCUUGUAUAUAUCAAAAACCAAUAUAGUCCCUGUGUAGGUGUUCUGAUCCAUCAACAAUGGGUCCUGGCAGCUGCUCACUGCUACUUACCAAGCCUCAAAGUGAAAUUGGGAAAUUUCAAGAAAAGAGUUAGAGACGGGACAGAGCAGACCAUUAAAUCUGUCCAAAUCAUUCGUUAUUGGAAUUUAACCACAGAUUCUUCCAGUCACAACCUUAUGCUCAUCAAGCUAUCCAAACCUGCAGUUCUCAAUGAGAAGGUUCAGCCCAUGGGCCUGCCAACUAAAAGUGUUCCAGCAGGCACAAAGUGCAUUAUUUCUGGCUUAGACUGGAGCAUAAAAAAUAAUGGCAAGCAUCCUGACCUUCGGCAAACCUUUACAGCCCCUCUUCUAUCAGACAAAGAGUGCCAGCAAACCAAACAAGGAAAAGGCAGCAAGAACAGGAUAUGUGUGAAAUUCUUAAAGUCAUUCAACAGAAUUUUUGUGGAAGCUGUUCUGGCUGCUGUCAUUUGUAAAGAUAAGAUUCAAGGGAUAGAGGUUGGGAAUUUUCUGGUAGGUGACAUUGGUGUCUACACCAACAUCUUCAACUAUAUCCCUUGGAUCCAGAAAAUUAUGUCUACCAGAUGA
Molecule: messenger RNA, 708 nt
Organism: Gracilinanus agilis (Agile Gracile Mouse Opossum)
Lineage: Eukaryota; Metazoa; Chordata; Mammalia; Didelphimorphia; Didelphidae
Product: probable inactive serine protease 37
Exons: 5
Coding region: 1-708 (235 amino acids)
Biological process (GO): proteolysis; positive regulation of acrosome reaction
Cellular component (GO): acrosomal vesicle
Molecular function (GO): serine-type endopeptidase activity
Source: RefSeq, a predicted model, not a curated record